Messenger RNA from Adineta ricciae, 1623 nucleotides. The record is from the annotation of a GenBank genome assembly. Lineage: Eukaryota; Metazoa; Rotifera; Eurotatoria; Adinetida; Adinetidae.
AUGAAAAUCAGAAAUGACUACAGUUGUAUUGUUUUACUUUAUUAUUUUUCGUCAAAUGAUAAACUACACGAGUAUUUUCUUUUUCAAAACGACAUUAUGAUUUACACUGUCGGGUUUGUUUUUAUUCUUAUUGGAAUUAUCUAUUUGAAACUAAUUCGUCCUCAAAAGCAAGUAUAUGAUGCUUUUCGAGCUCAAGGAAUACCGGGAGAACCGUUUAUUCCAUUUGUUGGUCAACUACCAGACAUUAUUCGAGCAAAUAAAAUUGGUAAAGGAUUAGAUUAUUUCAUCGAACUUGCACAAAAACAUGGCUAUUGUUAUGUAUUUGGUUUCGGUCCUUUAACACGAAUUUUACUUGCUGAACCAGAACUCUUGAGUGAUGUUUUAAGUCGUGAAAAUGGUAUUAACUAUCGAAAACCACCUGAUCUCACCAAUAUUGUCAAACCAUUUAUUGGUACACAUAAUCUUUUAGUUAGUGAAGGAAAAGAACAUGAUCGUGCACGUAAAAUGCUUAAUCCUGCUUUUCAUUUUGUUAAUCUUCGAUCAAUGGUAUCAAUUAUGUCCGAUGAAACGGCCAAAGCGAUUCAUUCUCUUCUAUUAGUGUCAUCAUCGAAAGAUCAAAUUGAUCUUGAAAUUCAAUUAAAUAGUUUGACUCUUUCUAUUAUUUCAUCAAGUGCUUUUGGUAUAGAUUUUCAAGCAUCAUCAUAUGCAAAAGAAAUUAUGUCUCAAACAUUUCAAGAAGUGAAAGAAAUAGUAGAGUAUCGAACACUUCGAAUGAUCAAUCAAAUUAAGUUUCUAGCAGAGCUUCCUUUUUGGGGUAAAACCAUUGCCGAUAAAGGAGCAAAACAAGUCAGUGAUUUCGUUGAUCAAGCAAUUACUGAUAGACGAAAAGGAAAAUCCAAUAGUUUAUGUGCAGGUCAAGAUAUUCUCGAUCUUCUACUAUCAGCUACUGACGAUCAAGGUGAACCAUUUACAGAUCAACAAAUAAAAGAAGAGGCUCUCACUUUUGUACUAGCUGGUCAUGAAACAACCGGGAAUUUAAUGACUUGGGCUAUUUAUAUGUUAAUGAUUCAUAAUGACGCAUUACAAGCAUGUCGUAAAGAAGUUGAUCAAGUCUUGCCUAAUGGAAUAGUACCUACUUUCGAACAUUUAAAUGAACUUCAAAUCAUCGAAGCUGUUCUUUAUGAAACUCUUCGUUUGUAUCCACCAGCUCCUUUUUUUGUUCGUCAAUGUGUAAAAGAACAUACGAUUGGUAAUAAUAGUGAUAAAUUUCAACUACAUGUUCCUGUCGAUGCGAUGAUUGUCAUUCAUAAUUAUGUGUUACAUCGACGUGAAGAUUAUUGGCCUAAUCCAUUGAAAUUUGAUUAUACAAGAUGGAUACGUGAUCCUAUAACUGGAUUAAAACCAAAAAAGACACAUCCAUAUGCAUUUCUACCAUUUGCAUCAGGUCCACGUAAUUGUAUUGGACAAAAUUUUGCAUUACUUGAAGCAAAAGUUAUGCUCGCUAUGUUUGUACAAAGUUGUAAUUUUGAGCUUAUACCUGGACAACAAAUUGUACCUGAAAUGAAAGGAGUAACAAUGAAAGCCAAAAAUGGAAUUCUUGUACGUGUACAAAGAAGAAAUUAA